Molecule: messenger RNA, 768 nt
Organism: Drosophila yakuba
Lineage: Eukaryota; Metazoa; Arthropoda; Insecta; Diptera; Drosophilidae
Exons: 2
Coding region: 153-659 (168 amino acids)
Source: RefSeq, a predicted model, not a curated record
CAAGAAAUAUUACCUACUCCACUCGAACUCGUAUUACCUACAACUAUUAUGUUCGUUUUUCAAACUGUGUGCCCUAUCACAGUAGCCCAAGACAACAAAGUCCGAGGUUGAGCGAAGAGCAGCUCAGAAUUCUGGAUCGGAUAUUCGACCGCAUGGUCAGCGGCCAUUACGAUAAGGCUUCUCGAUUGCUUGAUAGGACCAACCAUUCCAUGCACCAGUUUGAGCCGUUCAGCGUGACCAUUCUGCGCAGGACAUUGGAACUGCUCAUUGAUCCGAACUCUGAGCGGCAACGCAGUCUGCCUCCAAUUAGGACCGAAGACCAAGCGAAUACAAGGCUCAACCAGCUGAACCUGGAGGAAAUCAUGCUAGACAGAAUGGGAAUGUCCCCCCAUUCGCUGGACCACAUCUUCGGGGAGGUGGUGGAUAGGAGCAGCGGGGACAUCCUCCGCUGCAUCAAAAGCCAGCGGAGAAUGGAAGAGGUUAUCAAAAACAACAUUAAUGUGUUCCGCCGACACUGCGAAAGGGCCAAGGCGACAAGGGAUGUGAUCGCCAAGUUGGAUGCUACCGAUGGAAUCAACCAUGACAUGGUUGCCCGCUGUGCGCUAAUCAUCUUACUCCUGCUCAUACUGGCAGUCAUGUUUUUGUUUGCGUUAGCCUAGUUGCUAAUUUGUUCGUUUUCGCCUUGGCAUUUAAAAGCCAAAUUGGGUUUACCUAAAAUGCUGUUUGGUGUUCGGCGGAAAUUGCAAUAUAUUUUGUUUCCUCCUUUUA